Molecule: messenger RNA, 1692 nt
Organism: Haplochromis burtoni (Burton's mouthbrooder)
Lineage: Eukaryota; Metazoa; Chordata; Actinopteri; Cichliformes; Cichlidae
Product: vegetative cell wall protein gp1
Exons: 4
Coding region: 470-1633 (387 amino acids)
Source: RefSeq, a predicted model, not a curated record
AUCUAUCCAUCUAAUUAAAAUUAAAUUGAAGUGAAUAUCAUGUUUAUGAGACACUGUCAGUGUGCUGUUAUAUAACUCAGGUAUUUUUUAAGGCCUGACUUGUUGCAUUGAUGCCCAUUGCUUUACUGUCCUGUUGGAUGUGUAAUGUCAGAUCCCUUGUAUCUGACAUUUGAUUGGGCAUCACUGUGUUGCUAUGGCAUGAUCCUGGUAGUUAUUGUUGUUAAAACAAUAAGAAUAACAAAUUCAAAUUCAAACAUUGCUGCAUUCUUCUGUCACUGACAAUUCCAAACCUGCACUCAGUCUCCUCAUUACACUGGUUCUGAACAGACACAACAUUGGAGUCUUUGCAAACUUUGUUCAAAAACUACAACUAUUUGACACAAAACCACGACUGACAGCAAGCACAGACAAACAAGUCACUGAAAGAAACCAAAUCCUGCGUGGAUCUUUCUCCUGACAGACGCCUAAAAUGGCUCGAGCUGUGGAAAAUCCACAUCUUAAGAGGUUUAACUCACAAAGCAGCUCAGAUGUCAGCAGUGACAGCAAGUACUGCUUCAAGGAUGUGGGGAUCUUACCGCCUCCUAAACGUAUGAGGCUGAUGACGUGGGAUCUUACCCUGCCUCCAAGUCCUCCAUCAUCCCCUGUAAAUGAUGACGAUACUGAUCAAAAGUGUAUCAGCGCACUGCCUUAUGAUGUUCCACUCCCUCCAAGUCCUCCACCUUCUGAAAAGAAGUAUGCUUCCCUUCGUUUCCUUGAACACGAGAGGUCUUACUUGAUGCCUCUAAGUGUCCUGGCUAAUAUUCCACUGCCUCCAAGUCCUCCACCAUCCCCUGUGUGUGCUGAAUACACGAAUCCAAAGUGUGUCAGCCCUCUGCCUCAUGAGGUUCCACUCCCUCCAAGUCCUCCACCUGUUGAAGCUUUUGGUCCCUGUGGAAAUAAUCCAAGAUCAACAGUGUGGUCUGUAGGUGAUGAAGAGGAAGAGUUAAUGCUUAAGCUCAUUAGGCUGACGCUUCAUGAUGUUCCACUGCUUCCACGUCCUCCACCGUUUGAAAAGAAAUACGCUUCACCUCAUUCUCUAAAACACAAGAGGUCUGAUUUGAUGCCUCUCAGCCUCCUGGCUAAUAUUCCACUGCUUCCAAGUCCUCCACCGUCCCCUGUGUUUGCUGAAUACAGUGAUUCAAGGUGUAUCAGCCCACUGCCUCAUGAGGUUCCACUGCUUCCAAGUCCUCCACCGUCCCCUGUGUUUUCUGAAUACAGUGAUUCAAGGUGUAUCAGCCCACUGCCUCAUGAGGUUCCACUGCUUCCAAGUCCUCCACUGUCCCCUGUGUUUUCUGAAUACAGUGAUUCAAGGUGUAUCAGCCCACUGCCUCAUGAGGUUCCACUGCCACCAAGUCCUCCACCUGCUGAUGCCUUGCCUCAGUCAAAGGACACUCAUAAGGUCCUGCAUCCAGAUCUAAAAUAUGACCGUUCUUCCCUGGACGAUGAAGUGGCCUUUUUCAUGUGUCCCACAGAAAAGCCUCCUGGUGUAACCGCUCUUGAUGUUUCACCACGUCCACUUUAUGAAUUUCCACACCUUUCAGAGAAGAGAUGCCUCAACUUAUCUACUGUUGCUUUCCUUUGUCUGGAUGAUUAAAGAUGUGUUUGUUGUAAUAAAAUAAUUUUUGAGCAAAUACAUGUUGAGAUGAUUUGGUU